AUGCCCUCAGACGACGAUGACAGCAACUCCCUUGCAGGAGAUACCCCACCGGGAUCACUGGUUUCUCAUGCCCAGUCAUUGCCUCCGCCCUCGCCCACUCAAAACCGUGGCGAGGAGGAGUCCGGUGUCGGUUCUGGAUCACAGCCAUCGAGCUCGGGCCCAGCACCUGGUGAGAGCUCAUCGGAACCUUCUCUGACGUCUAGUGCAACAACGGUUACAACAUCUGGACAUAAGCGCCGAGCGCCCGACGACUCGGACUCACAUGGCGACUUGACGCAAUACGUCGGUGCAGUGGCAAGGCACUUGAAGUUGAAGAAGACAGACCAUGAUGAGCUUGCCAAGGUUGCUGUGCUGUCGGAUCGUGAGCUCCUCGUUUACAAUACGGUGCUUGUCAUGAAGACACGGGAUCGUUUGGACAUGGUUCAACCCGUGGCGGCUGUGUGGGAGAUCCCAAGAGCGCUCCAUGUCGCGAUCGAACAUUACACAUAUGCGGUUCUAUGCUCCACCGUCCUUCCGACCUACGUCACUGACGGAUAUCCAGUCGGGGCUGUUACGACAAUUCUAUCAGCAAACCAGGGCUGGGGUUACACGUCUGACGUUAGGAACAACAAGCUCAAGCGAGAGAUUGUCGAGAAGAGGGUUGGAGGUCGGCUCACUGAUCGUCGAGCUGCAAUCAAGCUUUUGAUCCUGUUCUCGAUAGGUCCAGACAGGCUCAUCGAGCUCAACGCGAUCCACUUCACGAAGCCUAAGAACCCCAAAACACAGGCCACGCCGCCGGUCAAACUGAACGUUCUGCAACUCGCAGCCGAGAUCUCUGGACUGUACAAGCUCGACCCCGUCCGACUCACACUUGAACUGUGUGCACGUGUCGCAUAUCUGCGUCGUCGACUAGACACAUUCCUUCAGACGAAGCCAAACAACACAGACCAGUAUUGGAGGAUUGUGGAUACAAAAUUGGCCGAGCUACGCAAGCAAGGUGCACUCAAAGCCUCCAGAAUGAUUCAACAGGCACUGCGCGAGGACCAGGACAGAUUCGGGACCGUGGAUACGAACGAGUACGAGGAGGCUAUCAGCGGCGACGACAACAUCAGUGAUCGUGCAGCAGAGGGAAGACCGCUGCUCAGCAGUGCGGCAUUCCUCACGAGCUGA
Rhodofomes roseus is the source of this 1149-nucleotide messenger RNA. RefSeq lists its product as uncharacterized. The record is from RefSeq and is a predicted model, not a curated record. Lineage: Eukaryota; Fungi; Basidiomycota; Agaricomycetes; Polyporales; Fomitopsidaceae. The coding region runs from base 1 to 1149 and encodes 382 amino acids. The transcript is spliced from 7 exons.